UGAACCGGAUCGCUCCCACAGGCACGCUCCUCACUCUGGGUGCACACCGUGUAGUCCUGCAAUGAGAGCCAUUCCCGCAACGCACUGAGAAAACAAAACUGCCCUUGUCGGCUUCCGUACAACCCAGCCUGCUGCUCCUGCGUAAGGCAGGAAGCUAGGACCCAGCGGGUAGACCGGCGGACGGGCGGGAGUCUCGCGGUGUUUGAAUUUGAGCUGCUUGGCGGGUCAGCCGGCCAUGGCGGCGUCGUUCCGGAGACCAGAGAACCGGCUCUUCCGGACUUAUGAGGCUGCUGGCGGGGGGAGACCGCGACAGCGGCGGUCGGGCCGGACAGCCGCGCGGUGGUUCCCGCCGCAGAAGCAGGAGCAUUUGUUUAGCAGCAGCGACGCCAACAGCAGCCCCUCACAGUCUCUUGCUUCCGAUGAUCCUGACGACCCUGACUUCCCCGGCAGCCCGGUCGGCCGACGGCGGAGGCGUCUUGGCGGCAGAGUCUCCAAGGGCCGGCCGACGCUAACUGCGACCCCGAGACGCCUGAGGCUGCGACCUCGGCCGCCGCAGAAGUGCAGCACCCCGUGCGACCCGCUCCGACCGCCGCCUUUCCCCAGCAGCCACCUGGACCACCUCAGCGUGAGCAGCCAACCCAGGGACGGCGACGAGGUGGGCACCAGUGCCUCCCUGUUCAGCUCUCCGGCCUCGAACGACCUCGGGCCGCCCUCGCCAGGGGACAGUAUCAUUUCCAUCAGUUCCUCCGCCUCCCCAGAUGCAGCCUCUACUGUCACGAGCCGUUUCCACGGCCCAGCAACCUCGCGGGGCCAAGCAUCUCUCCCCUACUCCCGGGAAGCAGCAAAAGGAGGCGGGGUCAACAGGACGGUCCACCGAUCUCGUGUCUGCCUCAGGUCAGCUCCCUUAGGCCUUAAGGACUCAGGAAACCCCGAGGGUUCUGAAUUUGGGACAGAUAGGAAAAAUAUGAAGGAGUCGCAUUGUAAAAGACAACUGAGGAGAAACAGGCUGGAAACCUCAGGUCUAAGAAGCACGAGUAAGAAGAGGACCACAGACCAGGGCUCUUUUCAAAAGCUGGGGUCUCAGGGGGCCAUCUGGAAAGACUGUGAGGAGGCCAGUGGUUCCAAGGGCACAGUUGUACCUAAGAAAAUCAACAGGCCUGAGAGAACUGGGCUAAGCCAGAAGAGGAAACAUCAAGAAGCGGAAACUUCUCUCUUCCAUUGCCACCAGUUUAAAAAGGAUCAAAAGAUGGGGAAGGAUUCAUCCUCCUCCCAGGACCUGACUCUUCAGAAGGCCUGCUCUUGGGUUAAAACCAAGGCUUCCUUCAGUUUCCACAAGAAGAAAGUUGUGACUGAUAUGUCAGAGGGGUGCAGCAGCUAUACCACCACCAGUUCUCUCUCUGAGUCCCUCAUCUCAGAAAAUUCAAGCCUUUCUGCCCUGAACAGAACAAAUAGUGCUCUAGACCCUUGGCACUCCUCUUCUAUGUAUUUGCUAAGCCCCUUAAGGAGUCCACAUGUUGCAGACAAAAAGGCAUCUGAUGCUGAAAAGGUUUAUGGGGAAUGCAAUCAGGAAGGUCCUAUCCCCUUUAGUUACUGCCUUUCUUCAGAAAAACUGGAACAUUGUGAGAAGAUUGGGGAAGGGGUGUUUGGUGAAGUGUUUCAAGCAAUUGCUGAUAACAUACCUGUAGCUCUAAAAAUCAUUGCUAUUGAAGGAGCAGGUUUAGUGAAUGGAUCCCAUCAGAAAACCUUUGAGGAAAUCCUACCAGAGAUCAUCAUCUCCAAAGAGUUGAGCCUCUUGUCUGGUGAGGUGUACAACCGUACAGAAGGCUUUAUUGGGCUGAACUCAGUGCAUUGUGUUCAAGGUUCUUACCCUCCCUUGCUGCUCAAAGCCUGGGAUCACUAUAACUCAACCAAAGGGUCUGCAAAUGACCGGCCUGACUUUUUUGAGGAAGACCAGCUCUUCAUUGUAAUGGAAUUUGAGUUUGGUGGGAUUGACUUAGAGCAAAUGAAAACAAAGUUGUCUUCCAUAGCUACUGCAAAGAGCAUUCUGCACCAGAUCACAGCAUCCCUUGCAGUGGCAGAGGCAUCACUGUCCUUUGAGCACCGAGACUUACACUGGGGGAAUGUGCUCCUAAAGAAAACCAACCUCAAGGAGUUCCACUACACCCUCAAUGGGAAGACAAGCACAAUCCCUACCCAUGGGCUGCAAGUCAACAUCAUUGACUACACCCUGUCACGCUUGGAGCGGGAUGGGAUUGUGGUUUUCUGUGACAUUUCUAUGGAUGAAGACCUAUUUGCAGGUGAAGGUGACUAUCAGUUUGAGAUCUACAGGCUUAUGAGAAAAGAGAACAACAACUGCUGGUGUGAAUACCACCCUUAUAAUAAUGUGCUCUGGCUACAUUACCUCACAGACAAGAUCCUGAAUCAUAUGACCUUUAAGAGUAAACAUAACACCCCUGCCUUAAAAGAAAUGAAGAAAAAGAUCCAGCAUUUCUAUAGGACAGUGCUUAACUUCAGUUCUGCCACUGACCUGCUUUGCCAACACAGUCUGUUUCAGUAAGUGAGUAAGUCUUACUGCCCCAAAGUCAGGGCACUGAUCUUGAAGCCUCCAGGAUUGUUUGCAGUCUCCAUCCCUAGAGCUGGGUGGAGGUAGACUUCCCAUUCUUACAUGGUUCCAAUCAGCUUUUCAAACAGUUUUGUUUUCAAAUGGAAAAAAAUGUUUGUUGAAAUGAUUAAACUUGCUGUUAACAAACAUUCUUAAAAAUAAAUUACAUCUGGGCCAGGGAUUUAGCUCAGUGGUUUUGUCGCCUGCUGCGCAAGCGCAAGGACCCGAGUUCGAUCCCCAGUACCAAAUAAAUAAAUAAAUAAAUAAAUAACAUCUA
Molecule: messenger RNA, 2879 nt
Organism: Heterocephalus glaber (naked mole-rat)
Lineage: Eukaryota; Metazoa; Chordata; Mammalia; Rodentia; Bathyergidae
Gene: Haspin
Product: histone H3 associated protein kinase
Biological process (GO): mitotic cell cycle; protein phosphorylation; intracellular signal transduction
Cellular component (GO): nucleus; cytoplasm
Molecular function (GO): histone H3T3 kinase activity; ATP binding
Source: RefSeq, a predicted model, not a curated record